Molecule: messenger RNA, 357 nt
Organism: Prosopis cineraria
Lineage: Eukaryota; Viridiplantae; Streptophyta; Magnoliopsida; Fabales; Fabaceae
Product: putative glycine-rich cell wall structural protein 1
Exons: 2
Coding region: 1-357 (118 amino acids)
Source: RefSeq, a predicted model, not a curated record
AUGGCGAGAUCCAAAGUCUUAGGGUUUGUGUUCACUGUACUGCUCAUUCUUGACUUGGCAGUCGUUGCUACGUCCAGGAGAGGAAAAUCAUCACGUGGCCGUUCAGGUUGUAAAAACGGCGGAUUUAGUGGAGGAAGAGGCAGUGGCAGUAAUGGUGGCGGUGGUGGAGGCGGCGGCGGAGGCGGAGGCGGAGGCGGAGGAUUCGACGGGUCUGGAUUCAGGGUUGAGAGCGCAGAUGGAAGCGGUGAUGAAUCUGAUGGGAUCAUUGGCAAUGGGCUCAUUUACAUUUUGUGGGCCUUGGAAACUGGGCCAAACUUGGCGAUGAUGGGCCAAGCAUUUGCUUUCUGGGCCGACUGA